Vigna radiata var. radiata (mung bean) is the source of this 2267-nucleotide messenger RNA. RefSeq names its product kelch-like protein 28. The transcript is spliced from 10 exons. The record is from RefSeq and is a predicted model, not a curated record. Bases 121 to 1986 code for a protein of 621 amino acids. Gene Ontology annotation, biological process: response to endoplasmic reticulum stress. Lineage: Eukaryota; Viridiplantae; Streptophyta; Magnoliopsida; Fabales; Fabaceae. Gene Ontology annotation, molecular function: protein binding.
GCAUAAGCUGUUCCGUCUUGCUUCCAUUGUUACUCCUUUGGGACUAUUUGUUACCCUGUCCCAUCAUCGGAGCAUCUCUCGUGAUUCUCUCGCUUUCUCUGUUCAUCGUUUUCUUUCGCUAUGCCCAGAAGAAUGGCGGGGGCAAGGAAGAAAGGACAAGCUCCUCAGUACUGUGGGAAUCAACCUUUCCCUCCAAAUUUAUCUUGUGGCAGAAAUUUGAGGAAGAGUGAACUUGGUGCUGUAAUCUUUGGAUGCAAGAACGCCACAAUGAAUGAAUGCCUCUCUAAACAACUCUUUGGCUUACCAGCUCAGCACUUCUCUUAUGUGAAGAAUGUUGAUCCAGGAUUGCCUCUGUUUUUGUUUAAUUAUACUGACCGGAAGCUUCAUGGAAUUUUUGAGGCAGCCAGCAAAGGAAGAAUGUUUAUAGACCCCUAUGGAUGGACUACUGAUGGUUCAGAGAGAACACAAUAUCCUGCACAGGUGCAAAUUUGUGUUCGACUUAAGUGCCAGCCACUGCCCGAAGAUAAAUUCAAAGAAUUACUUGCAGACAACUACUACACUCAUAACCAUUUCUGGUUUGAGCUAGACCAUGAGCAAACAAGCAGACUUAUUUCCUUAUUAUCAUCUCGAUCAAUUGUCUGUGGUAAUUCUGUCUGGCAGAAUACACCAAAUUGGGUGACUUCAUCUCGACCUCUUACAUCAAGUGAGACUUGGAGGGAAGAUGAAACAUUUGAAGAUGAAACAGAGGUGGUUGAGAACGAAAAUGAGGUUAACAGCAUACAUGAAGAUGAGGUUAACAGCGUACAUGAAGAUGAGGUUAACAGCGUACAUGAAGAUGAGGUUAACAGCGUACAUGAAGAUGAGGUUAACAGCGUACAUGAAGAUGAGGUUAACAGUGUACAUGAAAAUGAGGUUAACAGCGUACAUGAAAAUGAGGUUAACAGCGUACAUUUGAAACUGAAGGAGUUAACUGUUAGCUAUCUGGAGCAGAGACUGAUUGAGGCAGAAAGGGAAAUUCAGCAUCUUAAAGAUCGUUGUAAAGUUUUAGAAUCUGCUUGUAAUAUCCCUAAUCGUUUGGAACAUGUUGAGAAGGCAGUNAUAAAGUCGACAGCUGAUUUAGAUCCCAAAGAUUCAUUAUUUUUAAUUGGAGGUUUUGAUGGAAGAUCAUGGUUAGCAACUAUGGAUUUGUACUGUACUUCUCAGAGUGUGACCAAACCUCUUAAGCCUAUGAACUCAGUUCGUUCAUAUGCUUCAGUUGUGCGGUUGAAUAGUGAAAUUUAUGUUUUUGGUGGUGGAAAUGGUUGUGUUUGGUAUGACACAGUUGAAUCAUACAAUCCAGUUCAUGAUAACUGGACCAUGUGCCCCUCUUUGAACAAGAAGAAAGGAAGCUUGUCUGGUGCUGCUUUAUAUGGCAAAAUUUUUGCUGUUGGUGGUGGGAAUGGAGUUGACAUCUAUGCAGAUGUUGAGAUGCUUGAUUUUGAUAUUGGGCGGUGGAUCCCUACACGCUCAAUGCUAAGCAAGAGAUUUGCUCUUGCUGCAGUUGAACUCAACGGGUCAAUUUAUGCCACUGGCGGGUUUGAUGGAAAUGAUUACUUAAGGUCUGCUGAAAGAUUUGAUCCUAGGGAACAUUCUUGGACCAAAAUACCAGACAUGAAUGUAAAGCGGGGCUGCCAUUGCUCAGUUGUUCUGAAUGAAAAGUUGUACGCCCUUGGUGGCUUUGACGGCACAAAAAUGGUUCAAAGUAUCGAGGUGUUUGAUCCUCGUCUUGGAGUAUGGACAAUGGGGGAACCAAUGAUUCAUCCACGGGGUUAUUGUGCUGCUGUAGUUGUCAAUGAAUCCAUUUUUAUGCUUGGUGGAGUUAGGAUUGGCGAGAACAUUGUAGAUACAGUUGAGAAUUAUAAGGUCGGUCAGGGAUGGCAGGAAACUUGCAGAUCAGCAGCUGUUAAUAGGUGUUUCUUGUCAGCUAUUGCUUGCAGUCAGGAGUAAGAAAGUAAGGUUAACUUUGUAUAUAAAUGAGUUUGUUGGAUAUUUCUAAAGGUGUGAACCCUUUCAUUUUUCAUCAACUAAAAUCUGUAGUUGUAAAUGUUUGGUAAUUGACCAUAGAUACUAGGGUUACUAUGCUAAUAGAGUAGUCAUAUAUAGUUUUUUGCAGUCAGAUACUGGGAUGCUACUAGUAUCAACCUAAUUUUGUUAAUAUGCUCCAGUAUAGAUUCUGGCUCAACUUUAUGAUAGUCGUGCAUUAGACCCAUUUUUUUUUUCUGAUAACU